AUGACUUCCAAUCUUUUUUCAAGGCUCUUGCCUCCAUCGAAUGGAGAACCUUCAAUCUACGAAACACUUAGGCAACAUGAGGACGCCUCUGAACCGUCUGAUGGCGAAGAGCGUACCAACACAGCGGUAGACGACGACAAUCUCGACCAAAGCUUUCAUGAUGAUGAACUGGAUGUUAAUAGCUCUGGAGAUCGGGAAGUCGAUGAUGGGACCUCACCCCACUCAAGAGAGGGUCGAAAGUCAUUACACAGACAGGCUCCGAAGCCAGGCCGAGGACACACACUGAAAGGGAAAGAAUCAGAAGACAUGGAUGGCGAGGUGCCACAGUCUCUCUUAAUUGAAGAUAAACAGCUUCCCAUCGUCGAUCCCAACGAACAUAUGGACAUGACCCUUCCGCCUCCAAUACCUGGACCCUCGACCCAUACUGCUCGUGCUAAUUGGCAAAUCACGCAAAGAGAACACCAACUUUAUGGUGAUCGACCGCCAUUCCAAACGGUACCUGGCUUAGGAAAUCGCCGCGGUCGUCCUCUCAGCAUCUUAGAACCUAAGCUACAAGCUACGUGGAUGUGGGCCAACGUCGAUAAUUUGGAUCGUUUCCUAAAUCAAGUGUACGAUUACUACGUAGGGCAUGGCAUCCGCAGUAUCUUAUUGAGUCGUUUUGUCAAACUCAUGACUUUAGCAUUCGUUGUGACGUUUACGACUUUCUUAACCUCGUGUAUUGAAUACAAGAAACUUCCACAGAGCCAUACCAUGUCGCAGAUUCUCAUACCGAAAUGCACUAGAAAUUUGUCCGGCUCUGCCAACUUACUGCUCUGGCUCUUCACAUUCUUCUGGGUCUUCAAGGUCUUUGAUUACUGUCGGGAUAUUCGUCGAUUACGAUCCAUGCAGACCUUCUAUCGUCAUCUGCUAGAGGUCCCAGACUCUGAUAUGCAGACGAUAUCCUGGCAGGAGGUCGUCAAAAAGCUGAUGGAUCUGCGAGAUCUAAAUCCUGCAACAGCAGCAGGCACUAAAGAGCAACACCGACGUUUUAUGGGUAACCAUUCAAAGCAGAGAAUGGACGCACACGACAUUGCUAACCGACUUAUGCGGAGAGACAAUUACCUUAUUGCACUAAUUAAUAAGGAUAUACUCGAUUUCACGCUUCCACUACCAUUCUUGAGAAACAGACAGCUCUUCUCAAGAACGCUGGAGUGGCAUUUGCAAUACUGCAUUCUCGACUUCGUCUUCAAUGAGCAGGGGCAGGUUCGAAGCCUAUUCCUCAAAGACUCGCAUCGAAAAGGUCUAAGUGAUGGCUUUCGAAGCCGCUUUCUCUUUGCAGGUUUCAUAAGCCUUGUCUGUGCUCCAUUUACCGUCUUGUACUAUAUGCUUGUCUAUUUCUUCCGAUAUUUUACCGAGUACCAGCGCAAUCCUUCCCAAAUAGGGUCUCGCCAAUAUACGCCCUUUGCGGAAUGGAAAUUUCGAGAAUUCAACGAGCUGCAACACCUGUUCGACCGGCGCAUCAAUAUGUCGUACCCGUUUGCUUCAAGGUACAUUGAUCAAUUCCCAAAAGACAAGACCAUCCAAAUAUCGGGACUCGUAGCCUUUGUUGCUGGCGCUCUGACGUCAGUACUAGCAGUUGCUUCACUCAUUGACCCGGAGUCGUUUCUGUCAUUCGAAAUCACAUCAGAACGGACAGUACUGUUUUACCUGGGCGUAUUUGGAUCAAUAUGGGCCAUCGCAAGAGGCAACAUGCCAGAGGAGAAUUUGGUAUUCGAUCCUGAGUACGCUCUCAGUAAUGUGACUGAAUAUACGCAUUAUAUGCCCCAACAUUGGAAAGGCAGACUACACACGAACGAAGUCCGUACGGAAUUCGCCCAGCUCUAUCGAAUGAAGGUACUCAUUUUUCUAGAGGAAAUAAUGAGCAUCAUCCUAGCCCCGUUGGUACUAUGGUUCAGUCUGACGAAAUGUUCCGAUCGCUUGGUCGACUUCUUCCGUGAAUUCACCAUCCAUGUGGAUGGCAUGGGAUAUGUAUGCUCUUUUGCUGUGUUCGACUUUAAAAAGGGUGGCAACAGUGCGCCUCAAAUUGACGAUGUCGCCGCUCGCGAUCUCAGGGAGGAGUACUAUUCUACAAAGGAUGGCAAGAUGCUCGCAUCGUAUUAUGGUUUCAUUGACAACUAUGUCACCAACCAGCGCCCUGGUGCCCCUUUCCUUCGUCCUACUAACAAAAACAGCUUUCACGCCCCUCCUACCUUCCCUGGCCUUAUGUCCACUUCGCUUGUGGCUGACGCUCAAAGUCCAUAUCUUGGUACAGUGCCUCGCUCAGAUCGCUCCAAGGCACAUCACCGCUCGGUGCUUGCUGGGGCAGGCGUUGGAACCCAAGCGGCACACCGACGGACUCCACGCUUCGCUCCGUCAGGAAGCCAAGCAUCUCCAGUCGCAUCAAUGCUACUCGAUCCUUAUCACCAACCAUCUGUAGGAAGUGCCCAGCGUGUUAGGAGAUUUGGCGCGCAAUCUCGAUUGAGGGCUUCGCGCACGCCUAUUGACCAUCCUAUAGAAGAUGAAGAAGCUGAUUUUGAGGAUCAUAUGCCUCAUGUCACGGAUCUAGGUGAGGAUGGCAUAAUACAGGAAAGCAACCUCGGAGGAUCCUGGAAGACGACAAAAGCCGGAGCGAGAGACAAUGAGGAUGAAGACGACGACGAGGGAGAAAACGAAGAUAAGGCUCCCGGUGUUCUCGGAUUGGUAUACCAAUUCUCUAAGGCUCAAAAUGAAGGACGCCCAAGCGUCAACAUAUAG
Molecule: messenger RNA, 2772 nt
Organism: Bacidia gigantensis
Lineage: Eukaryota; Fungi; Ascomycota; Lecanoromycetes; Lecanorales; Ramalinaceae
Exons: 2
Coding region: 1-2772 (923 amino acids)
Biological process (GO): autophagy of mitochondrion; protein localization to phagophore assembly site
Cellular component (GO): phagophore assembly site; autophagosome
Source: RefSeq, a predicted model, not a curated record